Gigantopelta aegis is the source of this 486-nucleotide messenger RNA. RefSeq lists its product as uncharacterized. NCBI's taxonomy places the organism in Eukaryota, Metazoa, Mollusca, Gastropoda, Neomphalida, Peltospiridae. The transcript has a single exon. Gene Ontology annotation, molecular function: nucleic acid binding; RNA-DNA hybrid ribonuclease activity. The coding region runs from base 1 to 486 and encodes 161 amino acids. The record is from RefSeq and is a predicted model, not a curated record.
AUGCAAAAGAAGACUGUCCAACAAGUUGUCUUCCUCACAGAUGCUCUCUCAGUCCUACAAGCCUUGCAAGGGGAAAAACUUCCUCACCUGAAUGAAGCCAUGCAAGAGGUAGCCAAAGGAAAGACGAGUACUCUACAGUGGAUCCCAGCACAUUGUGGGAUUCCAGGAAAUGAGGACGCAGACAGGCUAGCCAAGCUAGGAGCUAAUCAUGUACAGCCCAGCAACACAUUAGCUUCUCAGAGAAGAAACACCUUGAUAAAGGCAGCCAACAGACCCCAGACAGAACAAGAUGAUUACCACCUUCUCAGUCGCUUGGAACAAGUAACACUGUUGAGACUCCGGACAGGCCACAACCGACUGAAUGCUCACAUGUUCAGAAAGUUUAAACUUGCAGCAACACCAACCCUGCAGUUGUGGCCUGGAAGACCAAACAGCAGAACACAUCUUACAGGCGUGUCCAAUUCAUCAAGACCUGAGACAAGCUGA